GCCAAAAUGUCUGAAAGAUCAGAUAUCCUUCACUUCAAAUUUGAAAAUUAUAGAGAUUCAAUGUUACAAAAAAUGAGCAAAUUAAGAGAAGAGAAUAAAUUUUGUGAUGUUACGGUUCUCAUAGAUGAUGUUGAGGUGCAGGGGCAUAAAAUUGUUUUUGCUGCAGGUUCCCCCUUCUUAAGAGACCAGUUUUUACUGAAUGAUUCCCAAGAGGUGGAAAUCUCCAUAUUACAAAGUUCUGAAGUGGGGAGACAGUUGCUCUUAUCGUGCUAUAGUGGUGUGCUGGAAUUCCCUGAGAUGGAGCUGGUAAAUUACCUGACUGCUGCGAGUUUUCUUCAGAUGAGCCAUAUUAUAGAACGGUGCACACAGGCUCUGUGGAAGUUUAUAAAGCCAAAACAACCAAUGGAUAGUAAAGAGAGAUGUGAACCACAAUGUGCUUCUUCCCAAUCGAAAGAACAGCAGGGAGAUGCCAGAGGCUCUCCAAAACAGGACUUACUUUGUAUUCAUCCAUCUGAAGACAGUAUGGAUAUGGAGGACAGUGAUAUUCAUAUUGUUAAGGUAGAAUCUAUUGGGGAUGUAUCAGAGGUUAGAAGUAAAAAAGAUCAGAACCAGUACAUUUCUUCUGAACCCACUGCUUUUCAUUCAUCAGAACCCCAGCACUCCCUGAUAAACUCAACUGUGGAAAACAGAGUAAGUGAACUAGACCAGAGCCAUCUCCACAAUUACGCACUCUCUUACACAGGCAAUGAUGACAUCAUCAUGACCUCAAAUGAUGUUUUUGGGCCUAAUAUUCGAGGUGUAGACAAAGGCUUACAGUGGCAUCACCAAUGCCCAAAGUGUACCAGGGUGUUCUGUCACCUGGAGAACUACGCCAACCAUUUAAAAAUGCACAAACUCUUUAUGUGUCUACUCUGCGGCAAGACUUUCACUCAGAAAGGCAAUCUUCAUCUACACAUGCGUGUACAUGCCAGAAUUAAACCUUUCCAGUGUAAAAUCUGUGGGAAAACCUUUUCUCAGAAGUGUUCCUUGCAGGACCAUCUUAACCUUCACAGUGGAGAUAAGCCCCAUAAAUGUAACUAUUGUGACAUGGUUUUUACACAUAAGCCAGUUUUGAGGAAACACCUUAAAUAGCUGCAUGGCAAAAACAGCUUUGACAAUGCCAAUGAGAGGAACGUGCAAGACCUCACGGUGGAUUUUGAUUCUUUCGCUUGUACAACAGUCACAGACUCUAAAGGUUGUCAACCACAACCUGAUGCAACACAGGUCCUGGAUGCAGGUAAACUGACCCAAGCUGUCCUCAGCUUAAGGAGUGAGAGUACAUGUGUAAACUGA
Chionomys nivalis (European snow vole) is the source of this 1332-nucleotide messenger RNA. Its product is annotated as zinc finger and BTB domain-containing protein 26-like. Gene Ontology annotation, cellular component: nucleus. The transcript has a single exon. Gene Ontology annotation, biological process: regulation of transcription by RNA polymerase II. NCBI's taxonomy places the organism in Eukaryota, Metazoa, Chordata, Mammalia, Rodentia, Cricetidae. The record is from RefSeq and is a predicted model, not a curated record. Gene Ontology annotation, molecular function: RNA polymerase II cis-regulatory region sequence-specific DNA binding; DNA-binding transcription factor activity, RNA polymerase II-specific; protein binding.